GCAUUCGGCACUGAUGGCAAUCACACUCGAAAUCUCAUCACGCUUUAUUAUAUCACGAUUGGAUCAACAAACUCGAGCUACUCACACGACAAAAUGAAAUUCCUCAUUGUAUCCCUCGCUCUAGUCGCCAUCGUUGCGGCCCAACAGCGACAGCCGAUCGCCAUCUUGAGGCAAUCGCAGGACUUGUCGCCCGAAGGAUCUUACAACUACGCCUACGAGACCGAGAACGGGAUUGCCGCUUCCGAGACGGGCUCGCCGCAGCCCGUGGGACCCAAGGGAGAGCCCGCGGUGGUGGCUCAGGGCCAGUUCCAGUACACCGCUCCCGAUGGCACCCCGAUCGCCAUCAGCUACGUCGCCGACGAGAACGGCUUCCACCCGCAGGGCGCUCAUCUGCCGGUCGCUCCACCGGUACCGGAACUGAUCCAGAGAGCCGUCAACUACGUCCUGACCCAUCCGCAACCCGAAAAUCAACAAUAAACGAUCGACGACACUCGGGCCGCGUUCAGAAAUCAGCGUUUAAUGAACGAUGACCGGUGAUUGUUACUUCGCAAUAAGAGAAUAUUCUACAGAUUCUCUGUCAGAUAUUCAAAAUCACACACAGGUUUGCCGAGCGCUGACUUCUGUCGAACGCAGCCAAUAUAGAUAUUUCACGGACUAGACGCCAUAUCUCUCGAAGCGUGUAGACAUAUAUGUGUGUGUAGGUUUACUUAUUUUUAAUAUAAAUAUUUCUUAAAAAAAAAAAAAAAAAAAAAACCAAUUGUCACGAAGCAUGUAAUAUUCUACAUCUGCUAACACUUCCGAGAUAUAAAUCGAUACCACCUUCUGUUAAGAACGCAAAAAAUCAUAAAUAUAAUACAAAUUUUAUACAAAAUGAUACCACACAGAUCUUUAAUUGCUCACAAUUUUGAUUGUAAUUAUUGUACAAUACAUAUAUUUUUAAGUG
Pseudomyrmex gracilis is the source of this 943-nucleotide messenger RNA. Its product is annotated as endocuticle structural glycoprotein SgAbd-8-like. Gene Ontology annotation, cellular component: chitin-based extracellular matrix. The record is from RefSeq and is a predicted model, not a curated record. Lineage: Eukaryota; Metazoa; Arthropoda; Insecta; Hymenoptera; Formicidae. Gene Ontology annotation, molecular function: structural constituent of chitin-based larval cuticle. The transcript has 2 exons. Bases 94 to 477 code for a protein of 127 amino acids.